GUGUGAACAUUUGUAUUACGUAUCGAAGAUAAGAAUUUACGAUCAUCCGCAUAGGACUAACGUUCUAACCUUGCCGCGAUUUGUAAUUACUUUGCGACACAAAUUUCAAAUCAAAUCGUCAUCGUUUACUCUACUUUUUUUUGUUAACGUCAAUAAACGAUUUUAUAUUUCAUAGGUUUAUCGAUUAUUCUCGGUGAACUACGUAGUAGAUUUUAAUUGCGAUAUUUACUAUUUAAUUCGUAGAAAUAUGUCGGCAAUUGAAGUACCAAAUUUACGAUUAGGACCUAAUCCUAACGGUAAUUAUCCGAUUCAAGUACAAUAUUGCGGAAAUUGUACUCUUCCUAUCGAGUAUUGUGAAUAUUACCCAGAAUAUGAAAAAUGCAAACUCUGGUUGGAAAGAAAUUUGCCAACUGAAUUUGAAAAGGUUAAACUAGUAGAAGAUGGAAGUACGGAAACUGGUGGAGGAGAAGAUGAGAAGAAAAGACAGAAACGUGGUGGUAAAGGUAUGCUGAAAACAAAGAAAAAAGAAGACGUUCCUAAAUUAGUUACCGUAUCAAGAGCUCCACGAGGAAAGAAAAAAUCUGUAACCGUUGUCACUGGCCUUAGUACAUUUGAUAUAGAUUUGAAGGUUGCCGCUAAAUUCUUUGGCAGUAAAUUUGCUUGUGGAUCUAGUGUAACAGGUGACGAUGAAAUUGUUAUACAGGGUGAUGUCAAAGAUGAUUUAUUUGAAGUGAUUCCAGAAAAAUGGCCCCAGAUUGAUGAAGACUCUAUAGAUGAUUUAGGUGAUCAAAAAAGAUAAUGGAUUGAUUAAAUUUGUGAUUCGCACAAAUACAUAUUUAAUAUGCUAUUUACAUUGAUGUUUAUUAAAAAUAAAAUGUAUAUAAAUAAUAA
Messenger RNA from Polistes canadensis, 891 nucleotides. RefSeq names its product density-regulated protein homolog (gene DENR). The coding region runs from base 248 to 799 and encodes 183 amino acids. Gene Ontology annotation, biological process: translation reinitiation; formation of translation preinitiation complex. The record is from RefSeq and is a predicted model, not a curated record. Gene Ontology annotation, molecular function: mRNA binding; translation initiation factor activity. Lineage: Eukaryota; Metazoa; Arthropoda; Insecta; Hymenoptera; Vespidae. The transcript is spliced from 5 exons.